This is a messenger RNA of Coffea eugenioides, 2272 nucleotides long. RefSeq names its product multiple organellar RNA editing factor 9, chloroplastic. The coding region runs from base 114 to 1568 and encodes 484 amino acids. The record is from RefSeq and is a predicted model, not a curated record. Gene Ontology annotation, cellular component: mitochondrion. The transcript is spliced from 5 exons. Gene Ontology annotation, biological process: cytidine to uridine editing; mitochondrial mRNA modification. Lineage: Eukaryota; Viridiplantae; Streptophyta; Magnoliopsida; Gentianales; Rubiaceae.
AGGCUAGAGCCUAAAACCCUACUCCCAUUCCUAAAAACCAACUCUACACACACCUCACACACUAGUCACUCACGUUUACACCAUCGGUAGUCGUCACCCCACCGCCGCCGGAGAUGGCGUCAUACUCACUUCGCCUCCGUCGCGCAUUGUCUCUAUCCUCCUCCCUUCUCCACCAGCAUUUCCACUCCCCUAAACUCCUUUCUCCACUGCACUCAAGCUCUUCUGCUUUGCUUGGACCCCAAAACCCUAGAACCUCCCCUUCCUUUUCCGAUUUUCAGUCGCUCAGGCAUUUUAGAUCGUCGCCGAUCUCUCUCUCUUCCCGAAACCGACGUUUCGAGUCCGAUGACCAGAUGGAAAUUACAGCAGACACAAUUCUAUUUGAAGGUUGCGAUUACAACCACUGGCUCAUCACCGUCGAUUUCCCUAGGGAUGUUGAUAUUCCUGCUGAACAGAGGGUUCAGAAAUACGUCGAAAUUGCCGCUGGAGUCUUUGGAAGCGAAGAAGAGGCAAAGAAGAGAAUCUAUGCCUGUAGCACAACGACCUAUCAAGGUUUUCAGGUUGAAUGUUCUGAGGAAACGUCUGAGAAAUUCAAAGAGAAUCCAGCAGUUGUUUUUGUGUUGCCAGAUUCCUACAUUGAUCCUGUUAACAAAGAGUAUGGAGGAGACAAGUACAUUAAUGGAACAAUAAUUCCUAGGCCACCCCCAAUAAUGUCUGUGAGACGGAAUCCCCGUCAGUCUUCUAGACCUCAGCGUCCAGAAAACUGGGGCUCUGGCCCGGGGGAUGUAAGGAAUUUUGGCCCCCAACAAAGUCAUCCUAGUCAACAAAAUUUUGGUCCUCAACAAACUCAUCCAACUCAACAGAAUUUUGGCCCUCGACAAAAUCAUACUACUCAACAAAAUCAUACUACUCAACAAAAUCAUCCAACUCAACAAAAUUUUGGUCCUCGCCAAAAUCAUACUGCUCAACAAAAUUUUGGCCCUCCUCGUGGUCCUGUCUCUCAGCAGAAUUAUAGUCCGCCACAGAAUACUCCACCUCAACAGACUUAUGGUCAGCAGCAAAGUGCUCCACCUCGACAAUAUUAUGGCAUGCCAGAAAACACUGCAGCUCCUCAGAAUUACGGAUAUCACUCACCUCAGCAUAAUUAUGGUCAGUCGUACAAUCAUCCAAAUCAGCAGAACUAUGGCCCUCCACAGAAUUUUACUCCCCAGCAGAAUAAUGGUUCACCUGGGAUGCAUUCUCCAUUUCGGCAGAAUUAUGGGCAACCUGGAGGGAUAGAAGGUAGAGGUCCCACAACUGCUUCUGGGGCUUGGGAUCAGUCUCGUGGUGGCAGAGGUGAUUUCCCUCAAGGAGAUCAGAGGUAUACAUCUAUUGAUAGUGGAAACUCUGCAGGUCAAAGUUACACGCCUUCACAAGGUGGAACCUUUCAUCAGGGCAUAGGAGGAGCUCCAGCACAGGAAAUGGGCCCUGCAUAUGGGCAGAAUUACCCUAGGCACGGAGAAGAUCAGAAAUUCUCAGAGGUCGACCAGGGAAGCAGAUUCCCGAGUGGGGAACAAAGGAAUUUUGCCUGACCAUGCUUUCUAUUUUUACAAAGCGAAGGUGACAAAUGUGGAGAAACUUCAUGGUCCUCACGAUGAAGAGGGGCUGAUGGCAUUUAGUGGUAAUUUGUUUGUGAUAGUUCUGGAGCUGUUGGAUCUUGGUCGUGCUGGCAUGUUAGGGAGACAGGAGCUGUGUGGUUGGGGAAUUUGUGGCUCUGUGUCUAUCUUUUGUUAAUAACUUUGGUAGUUCUGGUUAUUGUAAGCGGAGAAUGAGAGUCGAAACCAAAGGAGGUGGUAUCAUCAUGCCUGUAAGAUGUGACCAACCAUUAAUUUCACACUUAUUCUUGUCUCCAAUCACUUUUGACCAAUUUCUACCAAAGUAGUUUCCUUCCUGUUGGAUUUAUCCUCUAGGGUUGAACCGUUGGAUGAGAUAAUUUCUUUGGUUCCUCAUUCCUGCCGUUAACACUUAUUAGGAAUUACUCAAAAUAAUGAUUGGAUUCUCAAUAUAGUAUGAAAUUUAAUUUCAUGAUGCAUGCCAAGUGGUCGAGAUAGCCUAAAAAUGUGGCAUGAUGGAUCCAUGCACAAAGACGGGGCAUGUUUCUGCAUGUUCUGGGGAGGUGAUAUGGUUGUUUGGUGCAUAUGAUUUAGAUGUUCCUCAAACUGUUUGUUCAUUAUUUGCCGUCAUGCUGUGUUUCUCUAUUUCAUUUCUGGCAAUUCUUAGUGAUGUUCAUGUCAAU